Aspergillus melleus is the source of this 4557-nucleotide messenger RNA. Its product is annotated as pleiotropic drug resistance family ABC transporter. Gene Ontology annotation, biological process: transmembrane transport. Gene Ontology annotation, cellular component: membrane. Lineage: Eukaryota; Fungi; Ascomycota; Eurotiomycetes; Eurotiales; Aspergillaceae. The record is from RefSeq and is a predicted model, not a curated record. The transcript has 5 exons. The coding region runs from base 1 to 4557 and encodes 1518 amino acids. Gene Ontology annotation, molecular function: ABC-type transporter activity; ATP binding; ATP hydrolysis activity.
AUGUCUCUCCUGGGGACUUUAAACCCUAAUCUUAAUCCUGCGCGCACGAUAGGAGCCCAGGGCUCCCAAGUGGCCGACAACGAGGUGGACGCCGCCGCCCGAGAGACCACCCACCACUCCGUCGAAGAGUAUGAAGAAUCCUACGAGAUGCAAGACGCCGGCGAAGGCUCCAGCAAAGACGAGAUCAAGAAGAUGAAGGGCCGCGAUCGCAGCAGCAGUCUGAGCUCCGCGGAAACCGCCCUCGAGAAGAACGACGAGGACGAAAUUCACGAGGAGGAGAUCCAUCGUCUGGCGCAACGCUUGACACGCAACUCGACCCAUUUCUCUACGACCGGCUUGGAGAACCCGUUCAUCGAGUCCAAGGAGGAUUCGACCCUGAACCCCCAUGGCCCCAACUUCAAGGCCAAGCACUGGAUGAAGAACUUGCUCGCCCUCUCCGCUCGCGACCCCGCCCACCGUAAGCGCGAGGCCGGUGUCGCUUUCCGCAACCUCAGCGUUCACGGUUAUGGUAGUCCCACGGAUUAUCAGAAGGAUGUUUUCAACUCCGUACUUCAGGUCGGAGCCCUUGCUCGAGCUAUCGCCGGCUCGGGAAAGCAGAAGAUCCAGAUUCUUCGGGACUUCGAUGGUCUCGUCAAGAGUGGUGAGAUGCUAGUCGUUCUUGGUCGGCCUGGAAGUGGUUGUUCCACCUUCUUGAAGACCCUGGCCGGUGAAAUGAACGGUAUUCACAUGGACCCCAAGGCCGAGUUGAACUACCAAGGUAUCCCGGCCCAGCAAAUGCGGAAGCAGUUCAAGGGUGAAGCCAUCUACACCGCCGAGACCGAUGUGCAUUUCCCUCAGCUGUCUGUUGGCGAUACCCUGAAGUUUGCCGCCCUUGCUCGGUGCCCCCGCAACCGCAUUCAAGGCGUCACGAAGGAGCAGUAUGCCCUGCACAUGAGAGACGCCGUCAUGGCCAUGCUUGGUCUGUCGCAUACCAUCAACACCAAGGUCGGAAACGAUUUCGUCCGUGGUGUCUCUGGUGGUGAGCGUAAGCGUGUCUCUAUCGCGGAGGCCACCCUUAGUGGAAGUCCGUUGCAGUGCUGGGAUAACAGUACCCGUGGUCUGGAUAGUGCGAACGCUCUGGAGUUCUGCAAGACCUUGAAUUUGAUGACGAAAUAUGCCGGCGCUACGGUCGCCGUGGCCAUCUACCAGGCCUCCCAGAGCGCAUACGAUGUCUUCGACAAGGUCACGGUCUUGUACGAAGGCCGACAGAUCUACUUCGGCCGCACUGAUGAGGCCAGAGACUUCUUCGUGAACAUGGGCUUCGAAUGCCCCGACCGUCAGACUACCGCCGAUUUCUUGACCUCUCUCACCAGCCCGUCCGAGCGCGUUGUCCGGAAAGGAUACGAUGGCAAGGUCCCACGCACGCCCGAUGAGUUCGCGGCGGCCUGGAAGAGCAGUGCCGCGUACCAGAAGUUGAUGCAAGAGAUCGAUGAAUACAACCAACAAUACCCCGUUGGUGGCGAGUCGCUGGGCCAGUUCAUUGAGUCUCGCAAGGCCAUGCAGGCGAAGAACCAGCGCGUCGGUUCUCCUUACACCGUCUCUCUAUGGGAACAGGUCAGCCUUUGCAUGACUCGAGGUUUCCAACGUCUCAAGGGUGACGCCAGUCUGACCUUGUCCCAACUCAUCGGUAACUUCAUCAUGGCCCUGGUCAUUGGAAGUGUGUUUUACCAGAUGAACGAGGACACUUCCAGCUUCUAUUCUCGUGGAGCUCUGCUCUUCUUUGCCGUUUUACUUAAUGCUUUUUCCAGUGCGCUAGAGAUCUUGACUCUGUACGCCCAACGUCCCAUUGUCGAGAAACAGUCCCGUUACGCUAUGUACCACCCCUUCGCCGAAGCCAUUGCCUCGAUGUUAUGUGAUAUGCCCUACAAAAUCUGCAACGCUAUCAUUUUCAACAUCACGCUUUAUUUCAUGACUGGUCUUCGCCAGGAGCCGGGCGCUUUCUUCACGUUCCUGCUCUUCUCGUUCAUCACUACCUUGACCAUGUCUAUGCUGUUCCGUACGAUCGCUUCUUCCUCUCGCAGUUUGUCCCAGGCUUUGGUGCCCGCUGCUAUUCUCAUUCUCGGUCUGGUCAUCUACACCGGGUUCACCAUUCCCACGAGAAACAUGCUUGGCUGGUCUCGAUGGAUGAACUACAUUAACCCAAUCGCCUACGGCUUUGAAAGUUUGAUGGUCAACGAAUUCCACGGCCGGACGUUCCCUUGUUCUCUCCAGGAGUUUGUCCCAUCCGGCGAUGGAUACUCCGACCGGGCAUACCAAGUUUGCUCUCAGGUCGGGGCGGUUGCUGGUGCCACUGACAUCGAUGGGACCACGUAUCUUGCUCAAAGCUUCCAGUACUAUCAAAGUCACAAGUGGAGGAACCUGGGUAUUAUGAUCGCUUUCAUGGUGUUUUUCAUGUUCACUCACCUGUCCACCACCGAGUACAUCUCUGAGGCCAAGUCUAAGGGUGAAGUUCUGCUCUUCCGUCGCGGUCAAGCUCCUCACAACCCCGAAGAUCUCGAGACCAGCACGGGCGUCGGCGCCUCGCAGAAGACGGACGAAUCUGGCGAGCAUCAAUCCGCUGGUAUCCAGCGACAGGAGGCUAUUUUCCACUGGCAAGACGUGUGCUACGAUAUCAAGAUCAAGAACGAGCCUCGACGCAUCCUUGACCACGUUGAUGGUUGGGUGAAGCCGGGAACCUGUACUGCUCUUAUGGGUGUUUCCGGUGCCGGUAAAACCACGCUUCUGGAUGUCCUCGCCACUCGUGUCACUAUGGGUGUCGUGUCUGGUGACAUGUUGGUGGAUGGUCGCCCUCGGGACCAGUCUUUCCAGCGGAAAACAGGUUAUGUGCAACAACAGGAUCUUCAUCUUCACACCACCACCGUGCGAGAGGCACUGCGCUUCAGUGCCCUCCUCCGUCAGCCCGCCCACGUCAGCCGUCAGGAAAAGCUCGAUUAUGUCGAAGAGGUCAUCAAGUUGCUUGGUAUGGAAACGUACGCCGACGCGGUCGUUGGUGUCCCUGGUGAAGGUCUGAACGUUGAACAACGCAAACGUCUUACGAUCGGUGUGGAAUUGGCCGCCAAACCCCAGCUCCUUCUGUUCCUGGACGAGCCGACUUCCGGUCUCGACAGUCAAACUUCUUGGUCCAUUCUUGAUCUCAUCGACACCUUGACUCAACAUGGACAGGCCAUUCUCUGUACUAUUCACCAGCCCUCUGCCAUGCUCUUCCAACGAUUCGAUCGCCUUCUGUUCCUCGCCCGUGGUGGAAGAACUGUGUAUUUCGGUGAUAUCGGUGACAAGUCGUCUACGCUUGCCAGCUAUUUCGAGAGGAAUGGCGCCCCGAAGCUGCCCGCCGAUGCCAACCCCGCCGAAUGGAUGCUUGAAGUUAUUGGUGCCGCCCCUGGAUCUCACAGCGACAUUGACUGGCCCGCCGUCUGGCGUGAAAGCCCCGAGCGCAAGGCCGUCCACAACCACCUUGCCGAGCUGAAGUCUUCUCUCUCCCAGAAAUCGGUUGAGCCCGCCAAGGCGGACCCUAGUGGCUUUAACGAGUUCGCUGCUCCUUUCACAGUGCAGCUGUACGAGUGCCUGGUUCGUGUGUUCUCCCAGUACUGGCGGACUCCCGUGUACAUUUACUCGAAAGCCACGCUCUGUGCUCUUACCGCCCUGUAUAUCGGAUUCUCCUUCUUCCACGCCCAGAACACCAAGCAGGGUCUUCAAAACCAGAUGUUCAGUAUCUUCAUGCUUCUCACGAUCUUCGGAAACUUGGUUCAACAGAUUAUGCCGAACUUCACGACGCAGCGUGCGCUGUAUGAAGCCCGUGAGCGGCCCUCCAAGACCUAUUCGUGGAAGGCAUUCAUGACGGCCAAUAUCAUUGUGGAGCUGCCGUGGAACGCAUUAAUGAGUGUCGUUAUCUUCGUCUGUUGGUACUACCCCAUCGGUCUCUACCGCAACGCGGAGCCGACCGACUCCGUCCACGAACGUGGCGCGCUAAUGUGGCUGCUCAUUCUUUCCUUCCUGCUCUUCACUUCGACUUUCGCACACAUGAUCAUCGCGGGUAUCGAACUCGCUGAGACGGGUGGUAACCUGGCCAACUUGCUCUUCUCGCUCUGCCUGAUCUUCUGUGGUGUUUUGGCCACCCCCGAAGCUCUCCCUGGCUUCUGGAUCUUCAUGUACCGCGUCUCGCCCUUCACCUAUCUCGUGUCAGCUAUGCUCUCGACCGGUGUGUCCGGCACGAACGCAAUUUGCGAGAAUGUGGAAUUCCUCAACUUCACGCCUCCGCCCAACACCACCUGCCAGGACUACAUGGGCCCGUACAUCAGUGCCGCCGGUGGAUACCUCGACAACCCCGACUCCACCAGCUCCUGCUCGUUCUGUGCCAUCAGUCGCACCGACACGUUCCUGCAGGCCGUGCACAGUGACUACUCCGAUGCGUGGCGCAACUUCGGCCUCAUGUGGGUCUACAUCGUGUUCAACAUCUUUGCUGCCGUGUUCAUUUACUGGCUUGCUCGGGUUCCCAAGGUCAAGAAGACCAAGAAGGAAUAA